GACAUGGUGUUAACCCAGAUACAUUGACACGUCCUGAUGAAGUCCAAACAAGUGACAGAAGAGAAGAAGAUAUGAAAAUUCAUACCGUGAGACACGACAGGUUGCAUAGGAGAGGAGGGGAUGUUUGGCAAUCGGUUAAUCUGGAUCACCCGGCAAGAUUCGAAACGUUGGCUAUGGAUGCAGAGGUGACAACGAUAAUGGAGGAUCUUGAGAGAUUUGUAAAGAGAAAAGAGUACUAUAGGAAAGUGGGCAAGGCUUGGAAACGUGGGUAUUUAUUGUUUGGACCACCAGGAACUGGAAAAUCGAGCUUGAUUGCUGCAAUGGCGAAUUAUCUGAAUUUUGACAUUUAUGAUUUAGAGUUGACUGAUCUUAGAGGCAAUGCUGAAUUGAGGAAGCUGUUGAUUUCAACAGCGAAUAAAUCCAUAUUGGUUGUGGAAGAUAUUGAUUGCUCUAUUGAGUUGCAGAAUAGGAUUGAACCAGCCAGAGCUAUGAAUCCUUCGAGAGUUUAUGCAGGAUUUAACCAAGGAAACCAGCCGGUUACUCUAUCAGGAUUACUGAAUUUCAUUGAUGGAUUAUGGUCGAGCUGCGGGGACGAGAGGAUUAUUGUAUUCACCACGAAUCACAAACAGCGACUUGAUCCAGCUCUGUUACGUCCUGGUCGAAUGGACGUGCACGUCCACAUGUCCUACUGCACCCCGUGCGGGUUCAAAUGCUGGCCUCCAACUACCUCUGCAUCACAGACCAGUCUCAUUGAGUUCCUAGAGGGCAAAAUAAGAGAGCUUGAAGCAAAAGCUCCAGAAGGAGAAGCAGAAAAAAAGCAGGAAGGAGAAGCUGAAAAGGAGGAAGAAGAAAAUGGAAUGGAAGCAAAGAACGAGUAA
Messenger RNA from Carica papaya (papaya), 878 nucleotides. The record is from RefSeq and is a predicted model, not a curated record. Lineage: Eukaryota; Viridiplantae; Streptophyta; Magnoliopsida; Brassicales; Caricaceae.